This is a messenger RNA of Penaeus chinensis, 14254 nucleotides long. RefSeq lists its product as uncharacterized. Gene Ontology annotation, cellular component: cytoplasm. Bases 231 to 10286 code for a protein of 3351 amino acids. Lineage: Eukaryota; Metazoa; Arthropoda; Malacostraca; Decapoda; Penaeidae. The record is from RefSeq and is a predicted model, not a curated record. Gene Ontology annotation, molecular function: biotin--[biotin carboxyl-carrier protein] ligase activity. Gene Ontology annotation, biological process: protein modification process. The transcript is spliced from 19 exons.
GGGCCGCCGUCCAGGGAAGACCGAACGUGAGGAACUGCUGCUAUCUGAACGCCUCGUAGGCACAAUCUUGGCAUUAAAAAUAAGAUCCAAUCCGAAAUAAAAGAGAAAAAGAAAAUGCCGUCCGUAUAACGAACGUCAAUGGCUUACUAAUCGAUUACGAAAAUGGACGAGGUUUCUUAAUGGAUACAUAAAAAAAAAUAUUGGACAAGUGACAGAAGUCACACGCCAAGAUGUUGUCGAUGUGUGGAUUGCUGUGCCGCAUGCUGCGAGGCUGGCGGCACAGUGAGGCGGUGAUGCUCAUGGCAAAGGCACUCUCCCAGCCUCACUCGUCUCUGCUGGUUCAGGACAUUCGAGCAUCAGAUUCGGGUAUUGUCAAAGUUAAUGAGCCAAGCUGCACAUCAAUCUUCUGCCAAAACAGCAACGAAGGAUCAGUAGGACAGCUUCUCUGGAGGGACAACAACAAGCAGGCAGUUGUCAUAGCUCCCAAGCAAAGAGUGGACCUUAAGCGAUGGACCCUCUUCAUGAUGGCGGCAGAUCAUCCAAGUAACAGCCACUCAAGAGAAUCAGCCCAGCAAGCGAGCGAGAAUGGAUUCCCAAGUGCAAAAUCUGAUGUUACGACCACAAUCACAGUCCUCCUUGAAGCCUCAUACAGAGAGCAAGAAGAUAAUCAGCUGCUAGACUGUUAUGUGAUGGUAGAACAGUUAUCUCAGCCCUAUGCCUGGAAGGCCAGAGAUGUGUUUGGAGUCAUUGUAACAACAACCCCACCUCAGCUGCUUGCCAUGAUUCAAGCCUUCUUCAAUAAUGCUCUCAUUGUUGAUGAUGACUUUCUUAUUACGAAGCUUAUUACUGUUGACUUAGUGGGUCAACCUUCAACCUUUGAUGACCCACUGAGCAUACCAGAAAGUGUGACCCCAGGACCAUGGACCACAGAGAAAACUACUUGCACACAGAUGGAGUUAGCUCGUUCUGUGUCUCCCACAAACUAUACUGUGGGCCAGUUAUCAGUCAGAGAAGGCGAUCCCAUGGGAGCUUGUGGUAUCUCUCUGCAUCCUCCGACCCUUUCUGCUGUAUUGCGUCAGCAGUCAUCAGCAGAGAGUGCCACAGAUACAUCCACUACUCUUCACCCUCAAUCAUCUAGUGAUAGUGACAAACGGGCUUCUAGCCUCGACCCUCAGUCAUCGUAUGACAGUGUCAGUGAUUAUCCAACGUCUGACACUGAUGAUCUAUCUUGCAAUGUUUAUAAUUUCUAUCCCAGAGGAUGGGCAGUGUCUGGCCAGCAAGUUGUGUCGGGACAGCCACUGUCAGUCCGGGGUGUCCUCAACCAUCUGGAAGGUAAACAGUACAGAAAACCGUGUUCCAUAGUGUCUAAUCCUAUGGAAGAUUUAUGGCAGGAGUCCGACGAGAAAACAAAAGUGGUGGAUGCAGGCAGUGUCUAUCAACACGGAAGCUUAAGAUGCAUGAAUGGUCCUGCUGGAUUUUCCAAAAGGAGUGAGACACUGUUGAAAGUUCGGAGGGGCUCAUCAGAAUGUAGUUAUCCAUAUCGGUGUAUCCCUGGGAAGGUAAUUUGCCAGAACAUACAGCAUUCAGUGCCUGGCAAAGCUGAGCAGGAGAUUGUGAAAGAGGCAGCUGAGUAUUAUCAGAGAGCAGUUUCCUCUGCUCAAGAACGCAGAGAAUGGACCAAGAAAAGUUUUAGUUCAACCAGUGAGGAUGAUGGUCCACCAUGUAAAUUCUCAUUCUCUGACACUAAAGAAAAAGCAGUUGUUACACAAGAACCCAAGAGACACCCUGUGAGAAUUAGUAGUGAAGCUGAUCUAAGUAGAGCUACAAAUAUAAUAAAAGAAAAUCUUGCAAACAUUGUUGAAAAUUAUCUAGUAAAACAUGGCAGUUCUGAAUAUCAUCACCUUAUUCCAAAGGCUAAAGGUAAUGGUGAUAGAAGUGUUGAGGCAGAUACCCAUAAUGGUAGUCAAGGUGUAAAUGUGAAUGUCAGAGACAAGGUCAUUCAUACAACAACAUCCAGGGUCCUAAAUGACCAAUAUGAGGUUACCAAGACACAAGAUGUACAACAGAUCAGUAUAUCCAUAAGCUUUGAAGAUGAUGAAAAGUUAGUCACUGAAAUUAUGGGAGGCUGUGAUGAAGGUCUUGUGUCAGUUAUUGAUACAAAGAAGGCUCCAGUACAGGGCUUCAGUGAGGAAGAAGUAAGUAAUUACUUUGCAAAUCAAGAAGAAAGUCCUGAUAAAUCAAUGGAAGAAGAUCAGUCUCCAGUUCUCUCUCCAGUAAGUGGGAAAAUUGCAAGUAAAUCCUCAGGAAGAAGUGAAAAGAAAUUAGUGAAGAGUGAGGAACUUUUGCCACCUACUAUGAAGCGUGAAAGUUGUAUUGAUAUUCCAAAUAAUGAUGAUGAAUUCAGAAGUGUCACAAGGUUUGAGGACCAGAGCAUUCAAGAAAGAGCCUGGCUGGAAAAGGAGGAAUUGCCAGGCUCUCUUAUUGUAAAAAGUGAGGCAGUCAUCAACAUUUCUGAAACGUUUAUUGGAAAUGGAAACCUUGAUGAACCUAGCAGAACUAAUGAGAAGAUGCUGGAAAUGCUCCAACUCCACAAAAAUGGUGUAAUGGAAGAUUCCCACACAAAGGAAGAAGAUAUCUCAGAGAAGCUAAUUGACUUAGAAACUGAAAGUGGAAUAAGAGAAAAGGAGCUAGCUCAAGUAAACAAAAUUGCUGACGAGUCACCGAUUUUGAAAGAGAGUUCAUUGAUCACUGAAUCACUUGAAAAAGAGGAAAAAGUUAGCAGUCCAACUACUGAAGAAAAGGUAUAUUCACCAGAUACUGACUCCACUUCAGUUGAGAACAUGGAUUCAUACAGAGUCAAAGAUAUUAAUAAAUCACUGGCAGGUAAUGAUAACAAGUAUUCUGAUAUACCCAUUAUUUUAGACAGUGCCCAGGAGAACAUAGCUGUUAGUGAAAAGAAAACUCAUAAACUUUCACUUAUUAGUGAAGUUGAAGAAAAUGGGGAUGGCAACCAUUUAGAGGUCCAAGAGAAAGGCCAGGUUGAUGAAGUGAGUGAUGAUGAUAGUUCACAAAAACCAAGAUGUCUCAAAGAUAUACACAAACUAAAUACAAAAUCCAGCACCACUAGUGAAAGUUCAUUUGAAUCUCUUCCAUACAGAAUGCUUUCAUCUCAGCCAGAUAGCCUGAAUGAUGAUUUAGGACUGGUCAUAGAACUGACUAGUGCACCAAUAGAUUCAGAAAAGGCUUUAGCUGCAAAACGUGAGUUGAUCAGGCAAGAGCGAAUGGCUGCAAUGUCCCUUAUGAGUGGAACACUGUUAGAAUCAAGGGAUGAAAUAAGAUAUGAAGCCAUCUUUGAGAAAGGGUCUGAGUUUGAUACUGUUGAUGUAGAAAAGUGUACUGAUGUGGAUGCAGUCCAUGGGGAGGAGAAUAUUGAAGUGAAUGCCAUGGCAGCAGCAGCUUCAACACAGGAAGAAGAUAGAGAAAGUUACCCUAGCUCCUUGUUUGAUUCUGGUGUGGAUAUAGCAAUGCAUGAACAUGUGAGCAGCAUAAAUUCAUCCCUUAGCAAGUCACUGGUCAGUCCAGUAGAAUCUGCAGCAGAGUCUGGUUUCUCAAGUUUGAAGGAGCCUCUUGUACCAGAGGGAGCCAUGGUGGAAGAUAGUGGGCCAGGUGAGCACAGGGGAGUUUGCUUAAGUAAAUCAAAAGAUAGUCUUGAUCUCACUGACACGGAUAAGUUCCCUGGUACAGAUACCCUCUCAGAUGACAUGGAAACACUCUCUUCAAAUGCUGGUGAUAUUACCCUUGUGGAGAGUGGCCCUGUCUCUAAGGAAGGAUCUGCACGAGGAAGCGUCUCUGAUGGCAUUUAUCAAGACAAUGGGUAUUUGAGAUAUGGCUCGGAAUCAUCUCAUCUAGAUUUAGAUUCAGUUGGAAUUCCUAAUACAUAUCUUAAAGGUUCACAUUAUGAGACUGCAGCAGGUGUUGAGGAAAUAUCAGGAAGGGAUGAAUUAUCUCCAAAGGCUGGAGGAGAGAAGUUGACUCAACAAAAUCUGAUGAGACAUGCAGAGAAGACCUCUAUAUCAACAGAUAUUGUAGAUUAUUGCAAUAGGUUGCAGAAACUUUCAAUGGAUUAUGAUAAAGUUAGCACAUCAGAGAAAUUUGAUCAAAAGUCUGCCAAGUAUUUGCCAGAGGAAAGUGAAGCAUCAAAGAGAAAGACUAGUGAGUCCAUUUCAUCAGAAGAUACAGUUAUAUCGAAAGUGUCUGCUGAAGAACAGAAUAAUAAGAUUCAGUCACAAGGAUCACAGGAAGACCAAAUGGAGCUCCCAGAGAGCCUUCUGGAAUGUUCAGAAUAUGAGGAUAUAAGCAAGACAGGAGACUUUGACAAAGGAAAGGAAAAUGGGGAGCCAUGCAAGUCUCCCAUAAGUCACAUUGGAAUGAACAGUAGAAUUAGUGUCAGCAGCGGUGAAGGAGUAGAACACAAAGAUAAAGACUCUGCUGUUGCACCUGCAGUAUCAUCAGGAGCUGACCAAUAUUGUGACAUUGCAAUUGAGGGUAAAUCAGGGGAGAAUGAGGGACUGUCAGAUGUGAUGAACAGGGUAGACACAACAGAGCUUAAUGGUGAUGAAUCAAUGUGCAAAGAAGAAGAAUCUAAUGGAAGUUCACUUAUUGGUUCAGUUGAAAGAAAACAGUCUUCAGUAGGACACAAAUCUAGAGGAUCCACACUGACAUCAUCCACCAGUCAGUCUGAAGAGAUCCCUAAAGAUGUCAGUGCAGCUGAAAAAGUUCCUAGCCAAGAAAAUGAUUCUCCGAAGGAUUCUACAACAAAACAGAGCUAUCAGUCAGAGAAGACCUCCAUAUCUGGUGCAGAGGAGAAGGAGAGCAGCAGUCAGCCCGUUCCUAUGUCUGAAGCAGAAAAGAGCAGAAAGUCUAACAAGUCAAAGAGUGAUGUAAGUGACAAAUCGAGUCCAAAUGCCCGGGAAACAUGUAGCAAUUCAGACAGACCAAGCCGGCACUCAAGCAGAAGUGGAGUUUCUGACUUGGAGGAUGAGGUGUUCCUUCCACCCAGUGAAAACUACAUCUUUGAUGGUAGACCUGUAAUUUAUUGUCCCAAAAUAGAUAUGGCUGAUCAAAUAGGAAUUGAACACCCACAAGUUGCUAUGAGUGUAUUUGCAGUCAUUCCAUCCAAGGAAAUUAAAAGUGGCAAAGAUGGCCGAUGGGAAGAGCAUAUGGGUAAAGGGAGUGUAUUUAAGAUGGCUGAUUAUUAUGCAGCACAAGAUAGCCAAAUUCAGAAGGAAGAGAAAGAUAAACCUCUUGUUGUAUCAGAAUUUAGGAAGAUAUCAGAGGGAUUCACUGUGGCAGAAGACAGUGUUCUGUUAGAAGAAGAACAGCCCAAAGCUCCAGUUGAAUCUGAUACCAGUGAUGGAAAUGUUGAAUGGAAGAACAAGAAUGCAGAGAGUAAAGCUCCACUGAGAUGCACAGGAGGUGCCCCAUUAACAGAUGAUUAUACUCACAUAGAAGAAGAUGAGAUAGAGCCAAUAACAGCUGCUAAAGAAGAAUUGAAAGCCACUAAGACAGAUAAUGAAGGAUGGGUACCAUCAAAAGAGUCAAUAAAUGUAAAGAAACUUGAUAAUGGGACUUUGGGUGAAGCCAAGGUAGAAAAGGUAAGUGAUACUAAAAGUUCAUGCAAGCCCACAAGAGUGAUUCAUCCAGCAGUGAGAUCAAAGAGAGCAGAUGGUAGUGUUCAAAACAAACAGAAAAAUGUUGAAGAGAUACAUGGUCCACAGACUGUCCUGAAGUCUGGAGUAUCAGAUAUAGAGAGCAGAAGUCAUAAAGAAUCUGCUAUUUAUGAUGAUCGAGUUAGGUCAUAUGAUAGUGAAUGGGUGAUUGCAGCAGAUGGACAUACCAUUAUUAAUCCUGUUUUUCAAGAAUCUCCGAUAUCCCCAUUCACAACUCAAACUAACAAUUUGAUAGAGGAGUCACAGAAGCCUUCAGAUUAUAGAGUUUUUGAUUUAAGUAAACCACCCUUAGAUGACACUGUUGACCAUUCCAAACCAAAGCUGGCACGAAUGGCCAACUUGGAGAGGUCUGACACAGCUAUAGCCAUACAGAGAGUAUCAGACAUGGAGGUGCUUCCAGUCAAUAAAGUGGCAAUAAAGAUUUUAGAUAAUGAUGAAAGUGUACCACAGUCCCCAGUAUUGUCUCCACUUUCUCCAAGAUUUCCUGGUAAGACAAACUCAUCAUUUUCAGGUGCCAAGGAAGCUGUGGCUGCUGAAGAAACGAUUACACGAAGAAGAACAGGUUCAGAUGCAAAUGAUCACACCACUGGGGACAAGGCAAACGAGAAGCGCAUAAAUACCUCAAAGAGGGAAGGUAAAGUUUUCGAUUUUGACAAAGUUCCUGACCUGGAAGAAUGUAAAUCACAAGGAACAGGAUCUCUGAAGUCUAAAGAGAGUGAGGAGAGCGAAAUCAGCAAUGUAACCUCAAAUGAAGAAUAUUCUGCCAAAUCUGAACCAGAGAUGAAGACAGAGGGAAGUGAGAGACUCUCCACUCUGACUCUUGAUGAACAAAGAUCAGUUUCCAAAGGGGACAUAAGGGGUGGUUGGGCUGUAGGUGGGUCCCUGGAGUGCUUGGAGAGAACCAGCUCCAGCAAGGAAGGUAAAGGGCAUCAUCAAGGAUCUAUAUCAAGUGCCAAGUCAGAAGACCUUGGCAUGAAGUGUGAGAAAGUGAGUUUAAAGUCACAGGGCUCUUUGGACAAAUUUCCUCAUUUUGACCAGAUCAGUGCACAGCAGAAGGCAAGGGGGGCUCGGAAGAAAGUCCUUUCUGUUGAUACUGAGGGUAAAGACAAGCUGGGAAAGGAGAAAAGCAAGGAAAUGCAUAGGAGUGCAACACUUCCGGUGGGGUCCUUGUCAAUUAAAAAGGAAGAUAAGAAAAAAGAAAAAGAUGAAAAGGUUAAAAAGAAGAAGAAAGAGAAGGAAGUGGGGGUUGUAGAAAAAAAAUCAGCAAUAUCAUCUCUAAAGGGGUUGCUAAAGAGGACCAAACCAAAGGAAAAGGAGAAAGAGAAAGAGAAGGAUAAGGAUAAAGAUAAAGAUUCUUCAUCCCAAGAGAAGCUAUCCUCUCCCUCUCUGUUUAGAAAAUUUGAGAGGAAGAGUCGAAGCAACACACAUUCUCCACUGCUGGAUGACAAGAAGCAUACCAGUCCAGGUAAAGUUGCAAGUAGCACGCAGCAGCGUGAUGUAGAUAAGUUAAAACAUAGUCCUGUAGCAGCUAAUGGCAAAACUCGUCCAGUAAUCAGUGGCCCUGUAGAUGUACGUCCACUAAGCAGCCCAGCAGAGAUUGGUUCAUCAGGUAGAAGCAGUUCUGUAGUGGGUGCUUCCGGCUCAGAAAGUGAAAGCCCUGCUAGUAGCCACCACUCCUCUCCAAAACGCAUUGUAAAUCACACUCGUAAGACUAGCAUGGGUAACCAACCAUCCCCACGGUUGUAUAGACACGUCCUUACAAGAAACCUCUCCAGCAGUCAGGAAUCAGUAGACAAUCCCAUGCUCUCGUCAAGUCACUCUUCACCUCAGACGUCACCCCAUACCUCUCCAAAAAGAAGGCUUGUACCUGCUUCAGCAUCCUCUUAUAGUCUUCCUGCCAGUCGUGACAUGAGCCCUCCUGCCCCUGUUAUGGGGACAAGAGCCCUCAGAGGUUCUAACAACAGCUUUUCAGUAACAAUUGGCUUCAAACCCACAGUUGAAAAACAUAGCAGAACCAUGAGUGAAGGAGCUGACCUUAACAAAGUAGCAGUAUCUCCUGUAUGUAAGCGGAAAGAAGGGUCGGGUAUUUUGACACAACUUAAUAAACGAUCAUCUUCAAUGGAGAUUCUUGUAUUUGGGAAAAUCAGAGAACACUGUUCAGAAGGGGGUAAAUCUCCUGGUGGAAGCCCCUUCUCUCGAGAGGGGAGUUUCCGUUUACAUAGGGAAAUAUCUGUUGAAACAUUGUUUGAGCUUCCCGAGACUAGUCCCAGAUCAAGCAGGACACAAGAAGAAUACCAGGAGUACCUAAAUGAGGUACAGGCCAGGAAUGACUCACAACAUGGGUCUUCAUGGAGCCUAUUUGAAGAGUCAGAAACGGAGGGGCAGCAUAGAGCCACGCCAAAGAGGAGGAGUUCACACCAUACUGCCAUGGGUAAAAAAUUAAGUUUACCACAUAAUAUGCAUCUUUCAGGUUUACGAGAGACUGCAUCAUCAAAUCCUAAUCUGCAACGCUGUGGUUCACCGUUUGUCCGUGGUGUCACACACAGUUCAAGCUUCACCUCCAGCCCCUUUAGACGUCCCCACUCUUCCACUGCUGUGUUUUCACCAGCAAAGAGAGUUAUCUCCUCAGUUUCAGGUUUGUCUCCACCUGGGGAAUCCAGUCCUGGUAUGCCCCUGAUGCGUGUGGAGGAGGAAGGGCCUUGCCGGAAGAACUUAGAUGUCGAUACAGGAAAGCCACCCAAUGUCCUCGUGUAUGCAGCCAAUAAAGCAGACUAUUUCGAGGCUGUCAGGGAUACGCUUGUAAAUUGCCUUAAUCAGGAUAGAUACACAGUCUAUCAACUGACAGAUGAAAUGGCAUUCAAGUCCCCAUGGGCAGGAAGUACUACAUUGUUAGUAGUCUGCGGUGAUGUCCCUGCUCAUGUGUCAACAGUUUUCAUCAGGUAUCUACUACAAGGAGGCCGUGUUCUCUCCAUCUGCUCUGAUUUCCUCAAUGUUGCGGUGCCUCUCUUUGGUGACCCACCUUUUUCUGCCAUGGGUUUGGAAACCAACUCUUGUCCGCUGGAAGAGAAAGGAACAGUAGAAGUGCAAGAACAGGCAGUAGUGUCCAUCAGUUACAGGCGAUGGUCCAGCGUUCAGCUUCUUCAUCACCAGCACUGCUUUCAUUCCUCACCCAGACACAAGAGGUUUUCACAAGACCUUGAAAAGACUUCUAAAAAAGUCAGCAGGUCUGCUGUAAGUGUUGAACCAACUCAUGUUGAAAUUACUGAUGAAUGUGGAGGCCAGCACCGUCUCAAUCUCAGCAUCUUGGCCACAGAUGAUACCUGGGGGGCUCCCUCUCUGCUCUCAGCCAGGCUUCAUGGAGGGAAUGGCAAGGCAGUUUUCUCACAGGUACACUUAGAGAGAGACCCACAAGAAUGCAUUGGGGCAUCAAAUGUCCCCUCCAAGCUUUCUGUCAGUAAUGAAGCACGAUUAGAGAUUUUAAGGGACCUUCUGAAUACGGAGCUUAGUAUGGACACCACAGGGAGCAGUUCUUCCUGUGUUUACACUUCAGCCUAUUUCCUAGGAAGACAUGAGUUGAAGCAAGACCUCCUGAACAGAUUACAGCCACACCUUGAAAACCAAGAGUUGAAAAGGCCCCAGUUAACCCUCCAGUUUGUUAAUGCAAGAGAGAUUGCAAAACAGGCUGAUGAAGACUUGCUGCCUCUCCUCAUGAAUGCAUGUCCUAUGACCUUCUCCACAGUCAGAUACUUUGAGACACUCAAGACAACAGCAAUAGGUCGUUUGGUGAUUUACUGUGAUGUAAUGACCUCUAGUAUGAAGGUAACAGCUGGACAUCCCCCGCUUAUUCAUGGCAUCACAGUGGUACCAACACAGCAGACUCAGGGUAAAGGUCGAAGUGGGAAUGAUUGGUUGUCACCGCUAGGAUGUGCUAUGUUUACCACACAGCUCCACAUCCCCCUCUCAUCAAACUUGGGACAACAUCUCCCAUUCCUGCAGCAUCUCAUUGCCAUUGCUAUAGUGCAAGCUGUGCGAGAGUACCCAGAAUAUGGUGACAUACCUUUGAACCUGAAGUGGCCCAAUGAUAUUUAUAUUGGUGGUGACACUAAAGUUGGAGGUGUGAUUGUAGAAGCCACCACAAUAGGAAAGGAAGUUAUUGCUAAUGUUGGGUGUGGUAUCAACUUGUCAAACAGUAACCCCACGUACUGUAUCAAUGAUGCUGUCCGCCAACACAACAAGGAGCACAAGACUUCACUUCCUGAGAUUGAUCGAGAGACAUUCCUGGCAAGAAUAUUUAAUCAUUUUGAGGACCUUAUAGACACUUUCCAAAGAGAUGGGCCAGAGGCAGUCUGUCCCAUUUAUUACAAGUAUUGGUUGCAUAGUAAUGCAGUGGUAACAGUCCAGAACGAAAAUCGAAGCACGGGGAAUGCAGUCAUUACUGGAGUGGAUAACUAUGGUUUCUUAAUAGCACACUUGGUUGAUGGAACAAUGAUCACUCUGCAGCCAGAUGGAAAUUCCUUUGACAUGAUGGAAGGGCUUAUCUAUUCCAAACUCCAGUAAUAGGAAAUGUAAUAUAAAUAUUUUAGUGAUGGUUGAUUUUGCAAGAUUUGGUGGUUGUUUCUUCAUUGUUAAGAGGAAGCUUAAAGCAUAAAUGGUUGGCUGAGGUUAGGUGUUGAUUUUUGAAUGAUUGUGACUGAUAUGAUGUUGUUGCAAAGUGUUGAGAAACUGCAGUUACCUAACUAGAGUCUUUUAUUAUAUGUAUAUAUCGGAAGCUAAUUCUAUCUGUUAUUUGUUAUAAAGUUGAAUAUUACUUUUUUCUAAUGUUACCAAGCAUUAUUAUUUUUUACUUCAAAGAUAUAGAAGAUUGGCAGAGGGGAAGUUAGAAGCAAAAAUAUGUAAGGACAGGAAGUGCAUUGUAAAGUACUUAAGCAUGGUAAUGAAAUUUAGAUAUGAGCACUUGCAUCUGCAAUUUACAUUGUUAAAAAUGUAUAAUUGGAUGUAACAAAAAGUUGUUUUGAUUAAGAACCGGUGUUAUAAUGCCAGAACCUGUGAUUGCAUCAUAGGAUAAGAAUGUGAAAUCCUUUAUAAAAAGGAGGAACAGGUAAUGUAGAUAUUCUCUUUUCAGAAAUAAUGUAAAUUGACUGCAAAGGUAGAGGGCAAAAAGGUAAUUUGGUAAUAUAUCCUAAAUGUCUGUGCCUGGAAGCAUCUCAAAUCAAAUUGAGCCACAGAUUUCUAUUUUAUCAUCUGCAGUGCUAAACUGGUAACAGAUAUCUUGCACUUGAACUACCUUGUUGCAAAUUCAAAUUCAAAGAGAGAAAUAUUGUUUUUCUCAGAUUCAGAGAGUGGUUAUUUUAUGACUGUCUUCAACUUGGAUACAAACUUCCAACAUAUGUCUUCACCCAGUCUUUUUUUUUUCUCUAAAUUUCCCAUAUUAAUGUGAAACUAGAAGCCCAGAUUAUGCCUAUGGAUAUUUUUAAAUCUUCAAGAUAUAUUUUGACAUCUUUGGUAUUGUCAUGUCUUCUACUGAAGGCUGGACACAAAACAACCCAUCCCUUAUUGUAUCAAAUUCAGAAUUGAAUGGUAAAGUACUGUGAUAAAUUUUGAUGCCUGAUGAGCACAGUAAAUAAAAAAAAGAAUAAAAAAACAGUAAUUAAAACAUGUUAAAGAAUUGUGGAUAAGCCCAUAGUAGGGUUGUAAAUGUUGAAGAAAGUUUUUGUACAGAACUGUUUCCAGCAUUGAAAGAAAAAUAAAAAAAACUUUGGUACUUUGUUAAACCUACUUCUUUGUGUGUAUAUGCCUUAGGUCCUUCUCAGUCUCUGAGACCUGCCUAACUUUGGCCGUGUUUUAAAACAAAAGGAAAACUUGAUCAUGUAAAUAUUUUGGGUGAUAAAUGGAAGAUGGCAAAGUGAUGAGCCUUUGGUCACAAAAAGACAAAAUUUGCUCUGUCGAGUGUUUGUCUGUUGUUGUUAACAGUGGCUUGUAGAAGUCUUGUCAGGCACAGCUGACAUUUGCUCGUAGUAUAUAGUUGGUCACUUCUGGUUGUCGCAGUUCAGUGACAACCAUCUUGUUUAACCCACAUGUCCACUCACUGUAUCUGUGUUGGUUGAGCCUUUUAUGCUAAAAUCCCUCUUUGCUAUUAAUGGCCAGUAAGACUUUUUCUGGUUUAAAAGUUAUGCUUCCAUUUAUAUCAAAAGGGAAAGUCGAUGGAUGUUUAUCACCCAGAGUGUGAUAUUUUGUAGUUCCUAGUUAGGAAAUGGAGAAUUUAACUGAAUAACAUAAAAACAAUUCAAUAAGUUUUGACAGAGGAUUAAAAAAAAUUGUGGAUUGCCGUUGUUAAAUCAAUUCACAUGCCAUUCCAAAUUCACUUAAACAAAAAUCCUAAAGGCAUUAAAAAACGUGUGAUUUCCUCAAAUUGAAUUCCUCAUCCAGUAAAGAAUUGGAAGGAUGAUGCAACAUAAAUGGGGAAAAAUCAUACAGAAGGAAAAAUAAGCCUAAAGUAAUGGGUCAUAUUUGAGACAAGGCUUAAAAACUGCAUAUCCAUUUUAUGACCUUCAGCCAAAAUAUAUCUUGCCGUUGCUGGUUCAUUGGCGAGUGUUGAUGUUGAUGUAAGAUUUGUAUAUUUUCUUGGGAUAUAUUCAUUUAUUUAUUUAUUUAUCUAUUAUUAUUAUUAUUUUUUUAAGGAUAGGCUAUAUUGUAAUACCUGGUCUAGAUGUUUCCAUCAAUUGUAAUGAAAUUGUUGUUUCCAUGGCACCAGGGAUUCCUAUAUAUAUUUCUUGAUCACAGAACUGAAAUGCCCAUUAAAACAAAAAUUUAAAACUGAACAUCUUUGGAUUGUUAGUAUUUUCUUAUACUGUCUGUAUAAGAAAAGCAAAAGAUUUCUUGUAUAUUCCAGUGCCAGGAAACAUGAACUAAUCAUAAAUGAAAUAUUCUCAGUGUUCAUGUAUUGUAUCAAUAGAUAGUAAAUGCUAAAUAUUUGGCUAUGUAAUAAAGUAUAUUUCUGGCAAAGUGCGAUAUAGGAGAGGUAGAUGGCUCUGCGGACUUCACAUUACCAUUACCAGACCAGAGCUGUGGGAUGCUAUCAGCUUGCUCAUGUUAACUUCCUUGUAAUUUCACCAACAUCUAUUUACCGUAUUUACAUUUGGCAUCAAGGCAAGUUACAGGGUUGUUUAUAAAUUGUGAGAAGUGGUGAGCUUUGAAAAGGUGAGGGUGAGAGCCAGAAGCUCCUCAAGAGAUAUGUUGUGCCAUUAUUUAUCAUUCUUAUUAUUGUUUAACUCCUCUUUGCAAUGGAUCCCCUUCAGAUCUUAUACUUCGUACAUACCGUGAUAUGAUUCUCUGUUGUCAUUGUUGAAUUGUUUAAGAAAUGGAUAUAUUUUCAUAUAGAUUAUGUAUCUCUUGAAAGGAGAGCAUUUGAGUUCUAAAACUUGUGCUCUAUUGAAAGACGAAGAAGAAGAAGAAGAAAAUAAAUUUAUCUAGUCAUAUAUGUAACAUGUUGUGUUGUAUUUUCCAACAAGGUGAAGGUAGGUUUGUCACAAGCAAUGCAUAGUGUGAGGCUUGAGUAUCUUCAUGUAAUUGUUGAUGCAAUAAUCACUUAUUUCUUGUUUUAGUGUGUGGGUAAAGCUACUGAGCAUGUAAAAUUUUCACUGUCAGUUCAAGAAGACUGAUGAUAAAUGGAUUUUUCUUUGUUUCUUUUUUAAUAGUUAUUCCAGGAUUUUUACUUGUAAAAUAGGUUUAAUAUUAGUUUUUUUUCUGAAGUAUAAAUAAAUAUAUAGAACAAGAAGGUCAUGUACUAAGAAACCUACAUAGAUUUUUGUGCCUGCCAUGACUGUUAGGAAAAGUAGCUCUUUUGUUUCAGUCUUGCUCUUUUUUUUCUCUCUUUCUUUCUUUUUAUUUAUAAUAUUGCCUACCACUGGGGAGGAGGAUGUCCCACUCAUGACGGUGCAUGUAGAACUGUGAUUAUCGCCAAAGACACAUUUUUAUUUUUAUAAUAAUCCUGUUAAAGGAAUUGUAUGGGUAUUUCUUGCCUUAACAGAUUUGCUGACAUGCUUUAUGUUUUGUACCAUUCACAUAAGCAUACUCCAUUGAAACCUAAUAUAUGAUAUAUUAUUUUUGAAAUACAUAAAAACUUAUCAUUACACUUUAAUGGAAUAAAGCCUAGCAUGUGAACAAUUCUUCAUGUACAAACAUCAAAGAGCAAAUCAGGAAGGGCCUUUUUUGAUCGUCAUCAUCAUCGUGUGUGGCACACGUUCCCUAGGGAUUGCAUCUCCAAAAAAAAAUGUGUAUAUACUGUUGACUAGUAUUAAGUGGUAUAGAGGCAAUAAGGCACAAGCAUGUACUGUGCAUACUGAACAGGUUUAUUGAAAGUGACAGCAAAAAAUUAAACAAAGUAGACUUUAAUGCAGGUAUGAAUGUUUUCUGCAUGAAAGCUCUCAACUGAUUAUCCUAUGUUUGAAACAGUUUUGUGCUUGUGUACCAGUGUCUUGUACGAAGUACUCUGUGAAUAUAUUCCACUAAUGAACAUUAAUAUCACA